This is a messenger RNA of Lolium rigidum, 886 nucleotides long. RefSeq names its product ran guanine nucleotide release factor. The transcript is spliced from 6 exons. Gene Ontology annotation, cellular component: nucleus. NCBI's taxonomy places the organism in Eukaryota, Viridiplantae, Streptophyta, Magnoliopsida, Poales, Poaceae. Bases 57 to 668 code for a protein of 203 amino acids. The record is from RefSeq and is a predicted model, not a curated record. Gene Ontology annotation, biological process: protein import into nucleus. Gene Ontology annotation, molecular function: guanyl-nucleotide exchange factor activity; small GTPase binding.
AGAAGCUUGCUCUGCUUUUCGGUCGCAAGGCUCCCGAAUCGUCCCAAGGGAAGAAGAUGGCCGGCGGCGAUAGCAGCGUCCGGCGGCCCCUGUUCGGCGGCGCCAUCUCCACCGCCUUCCCCGCCCGCUUCCAGGACGUGAGCAACAUCCGCGAGGUCCCCGACCACCAGGAAGUUCUCGUCGACCCCGCUCGCGACGAGAGCCUCAUCGUCGAGCUGCUCGACCUCAAGGCCGAGGUGGACGACGCCGGCAGCGCGCUCUGGUUCCUGCGCGACGUCGCCAGCGAGCAAGAUGCGGGGGAUAACCUGGUGAUCGAGCACUCUGGUACAGUCGAGCUAGCUGGUCUGCGCUUGGGGGAAGCGCCUGCAGUGGCUGGAACUGCAAUUGCUAGGCUGGCUGUUUCUAAAGGGAGACAAGGCAGAGAAGCACAGAACAUUGUCCGACUCUACUUGGCAAACAUACGUCUCAAGAAUGCAGCAACUGAUGUAGUUAUCACCGCAUAUGAGCCGCUGUUGAUAAACCCUUUGAGUGAAAGCGCCCAGGCAGUUGCAGCUGGGCCAGCAGUACCUGCGGAACAAGCAGGGUGCUUGCCAAUGUCUGAGGUCUUCAGACUUGCAGUGAUGAACUUCAAUAUCCAUGAUUGGAACCUUUUCAAUGGCAGCGCUUGAAACAGAGAGGGUAGCAUCUUAGAGCUAUAGUGAUUCUAGAAGAAGUUAUGCCAGGAAUGCAUCUUCCUUGAGCGGAAACAGUAUCUGAAUUUUCUUGUAGAUCAGCAGCAGCAAAUUGUUUUUUUGUUGAAGGUGUUAUCAUUUAGCUUAUGUAGUGUCUUCCAAAGAACCCUGGUUGCAGUUCAAUAUAUCAUGUUAGCUUCUAGCAUUCACUCGAA